Messenger RNA from Nicotiana tabacum (common tobacco), 3696 nucleotides. NCBI's taxonomy places the organism in Eukaryota, Viridiplantae, Streptophyta, Magnoliopsida, Solanales, Solanaceae. The record is from RefSeq and is a predicted model, not a curated record.
AAUUAUAUACGGACCAAAAAAGUGAUGAAAGACAAAAGAGAGUAGUUCGAGAUAACACAAAUCCAUAUUAACCGCUUUCCUUUCCAAAUAAAUUACACAUAUAUUCUCUCUUCUCUCUCGUUUUCCAUAUUCACCAGAUCGCCAAACCCUAAUCUGAAGCAAUCACCGAUACCCUUUUCAAUUUAUUAUCUCAAAAUUGCUUCUGAAAUUCGCCGAUUCUUCCAAUCGGAUACCGAGUGUUUCCAUCUCUUUUUCGUUGCUAAAUUCGGGGAUUAUGGCUCUUGCGCAGACUUACUAUUCACAAGGUGGCCCUUUUCGUGGAGACUCUAGGUCGUUUUAUGGUAGAAACCAGAUUAGUGGAACACAUUCCUCUGCAUACAACCAUUAUGACACUGUUGUUAGUCAUCUUUUUAGCUCUAAUGGUUUCCAUGACUUGAGUAGAAAUUUUAGCGAGUAUAGCUAUGGUUAUGAUAAUUUCGUAAAGCUUGAGGCUGAACCGUCUUUGAAGAGGAGGAAGUGUUCAGCUUCUGGUUGGGAAAGCAGUGACAGGUACUCCCAAGCAACCAAUGCAUGUAAAGAUGUUCCUUCAAAGCAGCCAAACACAUGCUAUAAUGUUCCUUUGAGGAAUUCCAGAGCGUACGAUGAUGCAUAUUCAGCCUGUAACAACAAUUCAGCCAUUACUACUAGUACUUCUAGACCUCGUUCUGAUGCAAGCGCACCCACGAGCUCUAAGCGCGACCGCUCAUGGCUUGAGGAUACUGAAACUGAUAAUAUCUUUAUGUCUAGGGAGCAAAUAGAUAAGUGCUCCCCAUCCAGGAAAGAUGGUAUUGAUGCAAUGCAUGAAGCACAUUUGCGAUACUCGUAUUGUGCUUUCCUCCAGAACCUCGGAAUUCGCCUGGGCCUGCCACAGACCACUAUUGGAACUGCCAUGGUUCUAUGUCACCGCUUCUUUGUGAGGCGAUCACACGCAUGUCAUGACAGAUUUUUGGUUGCUACUGCUGCUCUCUUUCUUGCGGCGAAGUCAGAAGAGACUGCACGGCCUCUCAACAAUGUUUUGAGGGCCUCAUGUGAAAUUUUCCACAAGCAGGAUCUUGCAGUUUUAUCAUAUUUACUACCUGUGGACUGGUUUGAGCAGUACCGUGAACGUGUUAUUGAAGCUGAGCAGAUGAUACUGACCACUUUAAAUUUUGAACUGAACGUGCAACAUCCAUAUGAACCUCUUACAUCCACCCUUGAAAAAUUAGGGCUUUCUGAAACAGUAUUGGUGAAUCUAGCACUGCAUCUUGUCAGUGAAGGGGUCUAUAGAAGGAUUAGCUUGAUCGUCUGUAUGAUAUUUGCUGGCGGUUGAUAUGCUGUGCAUCAAAUGUUUUGUUUUACCGUCUGAAGUUAAAACUAGCCAUUUCUUGUGGAUGCUUUUCCAUGCUGACAUCUUAAUAGUAUGGCCAUUGACCAUAGAAGAAUGUCAGAGAUGCUCGAGAAGUUUGCCAUGAUACUUUAUGUUUUUCAUGCUCAAAUGGAACAACUCCAUGUGGAGUCCUCAUGCACUUUGUCUCUUCAUGUAGCCUAUUCCUCAGGUGUCCAUGUAGGAUACCAAUUAUUCGGACAGAGUAUUCUAUAAUUGUUGGUAGUGUGUUCUUGACUGCCUAGUGGUGGGGCAUGGGUAGUCUGGUUUUUGGAACUGGUGAAUACAGAUUUUACAAGUUCUCAACUUCUCAUCUUGCUGGAGCAAAGAAUUAUUCCUAAAAUAUGAUAUAAAACAGAUUAACAUCUUGAAGGAUUAGUAAUCUUUGUGGUAGGACAGGUCUGCGUAGACUAUCGUUUUCUGUGUGAUAAGUUGGAAAGAUUAUCAUGCCUAUGUAAUUAGUGGUUCUUGUACAAUUUCUUGUUUAUACCUCGACGGCAUUGUAAUUGUCCUACCUCUAUUACUAAAGGAUCCAUUUGGUUCCCAGACUCCAAUUGGUGCUCUCUCUCUCUCUAGAAUAACCAUAACGUUCCUACUUUUCUUCUCACCAUCUUGAUCUUCUCUCUUUCGCUACAGACACAUACUGAAUCCGGUUUUUCUAGUUAUGCGGCUUGUUAUGCACAUGUGCAUUCCAUAGGCACACUUGUAGCAGAAUAAGUUACUGGCAGGAUAGUUCAUCGUCCAAUUAACAGAUAAAUAAGCAACUGUCACCUGCAUUUGUGUAGACCCUGCUCUAUUCCUUGCAAAUAGCAUCAAUUGAAUGAUGGUGGAGGCUUGAUUUCUGUAUUUUUUCCUGGUUCUGUUAUUUUUGAUUUCUUAAAAGUGAUCUGAUGAUUCAUAUUUUCCAUUUGGACACGUAACCGACUCAGAGGUACAAGCUGUCAUUGCCUGGAUGCUGUAUGGCUAGCGCCCAAAAACAGUUCAUUUAAGUGGCAAUGAUUCCUACUGGGAAAUCAAGUAGUGGUGUUAAAUGUUAGUGUUUUACUUCUGGUUAUGUGAUGGAACUCUAUAUUGAAAGUCCUACUGCAAUCACUAGCACCAACAAGAUGGGCUGGCAAAGUUGAUGACACCAAGUAGUUUUUGGGUUAAUGAAAUGACGUGUUUCUGUGGUUUUUGCUUUUUCCCCAGCUACUUGAUAACUUCAACUCAUUGUCCUAAGUUUUAUUUAUGUAUAUACCCACACACAUAUUUUACGUAUAACACACACACAUAUAUGCAUAUAUAGUCAAAACGUCAUUAUAUUUGUUACUUAUAAGAAGUACAGAGGUCAUUAUAUUACUUAAAAAGUAUAACACUCACAUAAAUGCUUGUUCUUUCUUAGACCAAGUUCAUUGUUCGGAGCAUUGACCUUCUCCUAAGUGUCUCGUGGCAAGCACUUGUAAUGCAGAGAGCAUUGCUAUGCUGAGGUGGAGCUGUAAUGUAUAAAAUUUACUCAUUAUGGUUUGUUAUCUAUGUACCUAUAUAUUACUUUUUGAAGUUUGAGGACCACAGUGGCUUGAAAUCUUUUUUAUGCUUAUCAAACUUUGUACUAGAAAUUUUGUUCACUUUAUAAAGUCAAAUUUGAAGCUCUUUCAAAACUAAUAAUUUCAGAGACAACAUACACGCACAAUAUAUAUAUAUAUAUAUAUAUAUACACACACACACACAGAAGAGGCGUAAUUUCUGAAAGUUAUAGGAUGACUUCUCUCUUUUUUUAUUGAUACUCUUUUGGAACUCAUUAUGAAUUAAAGGGCUGUAACAUUCAAGUGUUACUUCAAAUGAGAAAUGGUUUCUCUGUGCCUUCUUUUUUCUCCUUUUGGCUCGCUAAGUGGAUUGGGCAGCAUACUUUCGGAGAUUGUGGGAUGCCUGACUGACAGAGACCGUAGUUGGGGAAAAUGCCUACAUAUUGUUGGAUAGUGUAGUUGUAGAGGGCACUGAUUUUCCAAAUGUUAGUGUCUUCCCAACAUCUAACAGAGGUUAGCUAAUUUUUGGGUGUCCUGUUUAUGUUUUUAGCAAUAACUUUCUGGCAGAAAGGGUGACACCUGUUUACUGUGUCAUUCUGUUAGCUCCUUCAUGGUAGAUAUGAGCAAAUAAGUUUCUGCUCAAAUAUACUACAGUAUGAGUGAAACUUAGAGUGAGGAUCAAAGCUGGCAAGUUCACAAGUUCUAUUGUCUUUCCUCUGGGUAUGGUAGUGAAAAAUAGUGCAACAGUUGUUGCUUGUGUCUGUCUUGUUUUGGUAUAUGAGGUACAUAUAU